This is a messenger RNA of Brassica oleracea var. oleracea, 1260 nucleotides long. RefSeq lists its product as uncharacterized. Gene Ontology annotation, biological process: auxin-activated signaling pathway. The transcript has a single exon. The record is from RefSeq and is a predicted model, not a curated record. The coding region runs from base 101 to 1066 and encodes 321 amino acids. Lineage: Eukaryota; Viridiplantae; Streptophyta; Magnoliopsida; Brassicales; Brassicaceae.
AAAUAUCUGAUAUUGCAUCCUAUCAUUUCCACAGAUCUAGCACAGAAAGAGACUUGUGAUAUCAUCCAAGUCUCCCCAUCUUCAAAACCCUAAUUAAAUAAUGUCUAUGAAAGGGGUCUCAUCAGCAGAACCAGAUAAGAUCUCCAAGAAAAUAUAUUUCCACAAGCGCAACGAUGCUCACUCCGGCGAGCUUGACGUGUUCGAGGCCGCCGUGUACUUCUCCGGCUACAACGAGUUCUCCUCCUGCGACCAUAGACACACACAUAAGCAUGGCUAUAACGCCGCAAGAGAGGAGAAUCGAAGGAGAUGGGGAAUAUUGGGAGGAGGGAGAAGAAUAAGCUUGGAUUUACCGAUUAGAUGUUCAGAGCAGGUGCAUCAUCUUCACCAAGACCAUCUUGAGAAGCCAGAAGUCAAAGCAACCAAAGAGAGGACUAGUAACGCGAGAUACAAGCAACCAAGCUCACCGGGUGGGAAAAUCGUCAGCUUCUUGAACUCUUUGUUUCAUCAAGCGGGUUCGAAGAAGAACAAGUCGAAGUCAAAGCCAACGGACCGAGAAGUUGAUGAGGAGAUCCAUGGAGGAGGAUGGAUGAGAAGGAGGAGGAGAAGUAGUAUCAGCCAUUUCUUGAGUUCAAGCAGAUCUAAUUCAACCACCACAACGACAGCAUCAGCAUCAUCAAAAUCUCUGUUGUCGUCUUCAAGCUCCGGUUUCAGAACUCCUCCUCCGUAUUCAAACACUCCCACCAAGAACUACAAGCAGUUCUUGAAUUUCACUUCCGCCACAAACCAAGUGGAAAUACAAGAGGAAAAGAAAGUAAACAAAGAGUUGUCUUGGCUUGAUGAGAAACUUAAAGUGAUGGAGAGUCUCUCAGAGAAAAAGAAGGUGUGGAGUGACCAUGAUGAUGAUGAUGAUCAUAGGAGAAUAAAGAGACAGGGAGAUGAUGACGAUGGAAUGGAGAGUGAUUCAAGUUCUGAUCUCUUUGAGUUGCAGAACUACGAGUUGUCUCGUGGAGGCUUGCCAGUUUACGAGACUACCAAUGUAGCUAACAUCAACAACACUCAUCUAUAAUCUCUGUCUCCGAGUGUCAUGAUGAAACCCAUCAGAUCUUGAUAAAACCCCCAUGAAACAAUAUUUUUAGUUGUUAUUGUCUGAGUAUUCUGCAGCUUAAAUGUAAUUCUUUUGAAUUUCUGGGAUUUGAUUGUGGAAGUGUUUUUGUAUGAGAUUUGAGGGUAGUUUUGAUAAAUACAUAGUUUUCUUGUCUC